Molecule: messenger RNA, 1959 nt
Organism: Haemonchus placei
Lineage: Eukaryota; Metazoa; Nematoda; Chromadorea; Rhabditida; Trichostrongylidae
Source: the annotation of a GenBank genome assembly
GCGUUUGAGGCUCCUCGCUCGAUUAAUGUUAUCACGUACGAGAAGGAGGCGAUCAUCUCCGGCAGCCGGAUCGAAAACAUAGAAGGAGGAGAAAAUGCUUUUCAGGGUUAUACGAGACGUGGUGCAAGUAUUGUAUUGCCCGACCACACUGUUCGAGUCGUGCUGUUUGGAAUAUGGCUUGAAGAGCUUCAAACAGUUGCUUUCACAACGACAGACAAUUGUUCUGCAGCCUCCCUUGUUUUUGAACAAGUAGAUUUUGCUUCACAGUCCGACAAACGUGUUGUACUCGAAGCUAACUUUCCUGAGUACGAUCAUGUUUCGGAAUUUCGAACUCGAAUCUCCACUGAAGUUCCGCCACGUCAAUAUUAUUUCCCUUUGUGGAUUCAGGUGAUAAUUAUAGCAUGUCUUCUUGUUCUAUCUGGUCUCUUUUCUGGUCUCAAUCUGGGUCUUAUGUCUCUGACUCCUCAAGAGUUGAUGCUCAUUCAAAAAUCAGGGUCGAAAGCUGAGCGAAAAUAUGCUGAUGUCAUCUUACCAGUUCGUACGCGUGGAAAUCUUCUCCUUUGCUCACUUCUCAUAGGUAAUGUUUGUGUGAAUUCGGGUAUUUCCAUUCUCUUGGAUGACCUCACUUCUGGUUAUGUGGCUUUGAUUGCCUCAUCUGCUGGUAUUGUGGUGUUUGGUGAAAUUUUCCCUCAGAGUUUAUGUGUCAAGUACGUCUUUCUUUCGAAAGGCUUAGCAGUCGGUGCGUAUACAAUUUGGGUUACGCGUUUCUUCAUGAUUGCUACGUUUCCAAUAGCAUUUCCAAUUUCGAAGGUUCUGGACUUUGUUCUGGGCGAGGAGGUAGUGUCAUAUGAUCGCAAGCGUCUCAUGGAAUUGAUCAAGAUGAGCAACGAAGAAGGAUUGGUUGAAGAACUGAAAAUUGCAGUUGGAGCAAUGGAAAUAAGCGACAAAACAGUGGCUGAUGUGAUGACACGCAUUGAUGAUGUCUUCAUGUUGCCGAAUACUACUGUGCUGAAUACCAAGACGGUGGCGGAAAUUCUUCGAAUGGGAUAUACUCGUAUACCAGUUUUUUGUGGUGACCGUAACAAUGUAGUAUCACUUCUAUUUGUCAAAGAUCUCGCUCUCUUGGAUCCGGAUGAUAACUUCACCAUACAGACCGUAUGUGGUUAUCAUCAGCAUCCUCUCCGUUUCGUCAUGGAAGAUACACCUUUGCGCGUUAUGUUGGAAGAAUUCAAAAAGGGCGACUACCAUUUAGCCAUGGUUCAACGUAUUGUUUCUGCUGAAGACAGUGAUCCUACCUACGAACUCGUUGGGGUUGUGACACUUGAGGAUAUCGUUGAAGAAAUUCUCCAAGCGGAAAUUGUGGAUGAGACUGAUGCUGUGAUGGAUAACGUACACAGAACAAGGAGGCGUGGUGCACAGGCCCAAGAUUUGUCUUGCUUCGUGGAUACAGAUGAACCUUCUCGUGUAAUUAGUGUCCAGAUGCAACUAGUGACCAUGCAAUGGCUAACAACAAAUCACAAGGCCUUCAGUACUGAUCUGAUCAGUCCGUCGGUAUUGGAGAAGCUGAUCCGUCAGCACUGUCGCCGUGUAGAGCUUUCUCAUCUUCCUGAUAUGUAUGAGCCGAAGGCUGUGGUUCCCCGGACUGCCAAACUCUACACUAAGCAAGAAUAUUCGGAAAAGUUCAUCCUCGUAUUGGAGGGUCGAGCGUUAGUCACAAUUGGGCAGGACGAGAUGAUGUUCGAGGCAGGGCCAUGGUUUGCGUUUGGAACGGAAAUGUUGGAACGUUUGGUGGCCAAACGCGAAUGUGAUUCUCGUGCAUUGGGCGAUGUGGAACAUUCCAGAAACUCUCUCGUCAGUGAUACGUCAAAGGUAUUGCCGUUGUUCAGUGAACUCUGGAGGCUAUUAAGCUUUAGAUUAUUCACGACCCUGCAGUCGCCUGCAGCUUUGCGUAUCCUAUGA